Messenger RNA from Paramecium tetraurelia, 2472 nucleotides. RefSeq lists its product as uncharacterized. The transcript has 3 exons. The record is from RefSeq and is a predicted model, not a curated record. NCBI's taxonomy places the organism in Eukaryota, Ciliophora, Oligohymenophorea, Peniculida, Parameciidae.
AUGAUUUUAUAAAAAGCCUCACCAGAAGAAUAAAAAUAGUUGUUGGAGGUUAUAAAGUUUGAAGAAUUUCUGCUAAAUGUAAUUAGAAAUGUCCCAAAAAGAAUCAUGAGAGAAAACACAAACUUGGACCCACCACUUCACAUUGAAUUAAGAAAUAUCUCAAAUGAAGAAUUUAGAUAAAAGUUAUUAAAGUAAAAAGGAGAAAUAGCGUACCACAUAAUUAGAUAAAGGAUAAAUGGAAAAAUGAUUAAUUAAGAAAGAAAAGAUUUAGAGUUGAUUGAAAAGGAAUUAGGAGAACUAUUUAUCAAAUAGCCUCCUUCCUUUCGGUCUGUCGAGAAGAUUAAGACAAUCUUUGGAAAUCUGAAAGUUGAUGAAUAAUUGAGGGAUGGUAAAUUUCAUCUACUAGAAAAAGAUACAUAUUUGUCCUAAUUAAGAUAAAUUAAGAAUUUAAGCAAACCUUAAUCUAUUGAAAAAGAAAAUUGGAAUUCAUUAAUCAAACAAACAGAAACUGUGAUUAAAACAAUCUAAGCCUUUGGAUAAACAGACAAGGAAAUUGAUAAAAUGUUAAUUAAUCAAGAACUUCUCAUUUUAAAAUCAAUAAUAUCUAAACUAUCUAAUGAGGAAUAAUAGUAAGAAUAGAAAUCAUAAGAUCCAAUGAAUGAGAACUAUAGAACAUAUUUAUAAUUAAUGAUUAAGAUUGUAAAGAUAAAAACGUUAUCUCUACAAGAAGAGAUGGAGUUAUUAAACGAAUUGUUUGAAAAAGUUCUUAUUUUCGCUGGAAAACUUGAUUAAAUUCAAAGGUAUGAAGAAGAAAACUAAACAAAAUUCUAAAACAGAUUUUAAGAAUUUAUUUAAGAAUGUAUUGGGAGGUUUGAAAAAUCUCAAUUGAUCGAAGAAGACUAAAAUUUUUGUUUGAACAAGGAAAGUUUAGAAUUCCAGUUAUUUAAAAGAGGAAAUGACAACACUUAAAUAAAGAUUUCUGAUUUUCUAUAAUAAUUAGUAGUCUCAGUCUAAAAAAAUUGGUUGAACUCAAGUAUCGCUCCAACACCCAAUUCAAAUAAGAUUUUCUAAUUCAAUAAAUAUAAAAAAUAUACUCAGAGGAUAAUGAAAAAGAAGAUGUAGAAGUAUUAGAAGAAUAAAUUGGUUUAGUUCAAAAGUUCAAAAACUUCACAAAUAAUGAAUAAUGGAAAAUCAAAUAAGGUCUAGUGUUUACUAUAAUUUAGAUUUCUUCUAAUUGUUUUUCAGAUUCUAUAACUUCUUUUUGUUAGAAAGUCCUAAUCUAAUUAUGGGUUUAGGAAAAGGAUCAAAGAGUCAGAAAUAUUUUAAAAAAUAAAAAUUUUGUAGAAAGAUUGGUAGACUUAACAUGAUAGAAUUGAAGGUAAAAUGUAGGAGAUGUUGAGAAGAAUUGAUGAAUUGUAGGAAUAAAUUUCUCAUGAGGCUAAUCUCAACAAGCGAGAUCAAUAUCUUAAAGAACUUGAUGAAACAACAGAGCAAUUAGAUUAAUAAAUUGAAAAUAUUAGUGAAAUGGGUUAAUAAUUGAGACUGCUAACCGAUUUUGUUAAUCAUAUCAGAAAAGGCUUGAUUAGAGUGGAGGGGAAAAUCAAUGAAAUGAAGGAAUAACUCAAAAGUAUAGGUAACGAUAUUAAAUUCCUGAGAGGAAAAUCUGUUGAAUAAUUAUUUGAAAUUAGAAAAUGGAAGGUAUUGAAAGAAGCUGCACUUAAGAAUGCUAAAUCCAUUUAUAGAUACUCUCAUAAAGGUGAAAAGAAAGAAGAUAAAUUAAGUAUUUUAAUAAAUUUGGAAUAAAUUGAUGAUACAAAUGGAGAAGUGAAUGAGUUUUUAUUAGAAGAGCACGAAACAGUGUUAUUAAUUCAUGGGGUAGCUGGAUCAGGUAAAAGUACGACAGCUAAGAAAAUAGAAGAAUUUAUUUGGAAAUUACACAACAAUAAUAAAAAAAUUAGAAAUCAGAUUCUCAUACCUGUUUAUAUCUCCUUGCCCUCGUUAAAAAACCCUGUUUUUUAAGCAGUAGAGGAGGCACUUCAUUAGGAUGAGUACGGCUUUGACGAACUUUAACUAAGAGAAUGCAAAGAGAAGUUAGAAAAGAAAGAAUUCAGAUUGUUAUUGAUAAUGGAUAGCUAUGAUGAAAUGAAACUAGAGAAUAUUUAGAAAAAUUUAUAUAUGAAUAAUAAAGUCAAAUAGAAUUGGUCAGACCCACUUGUUAUUUUUACGACAAGAAGUGAAAUUUUUACAAGCAGUAAUUAUACCUUUUGGUUUGCACCAGAUAAAAAAGAAAAUUUAAAUGAUAAUAAAGACAAUUUAAAGGAAAUUCAGCUUUAAAAAUUUAACCCUAGUUAAAUUAUGGAACAAUUUAAAGUGUUAAAAUGCUGGCUUUCGAAAUAUAUGAAUGGUAAACAUAAAUUUCAAAUUAAGGAGGAUUGGAUAUCAAUAAUUUUGAAAAGAAUUGGGAAAAAUUGA